CGAUUAUGUUCAUUCGGAUACAUGGUCCAACCAUGGUAUGCUCAUUUGAAAUAAGAACACGGGACAAGGCGCGCGUUCCCGCAUAAUUUUAAAACAGAUUAUAACAAAACUAUUUUUUUUUUAUUUAUAAGUAACUCGUGAGUUUUAUAUAUUUUGGCUGUGAUAAAAAAUAAAUAAAAAUGUUAAAAUAUACAGUGAAAAAAUAUUGUUCCGAAGGAAGCAAAAUUAACCAAGUAAUGGUGGCAGUUUUGAUGGUGCUGCCCGUAUUUUCUUAUGGCAUGGGGAUCGGUUGGUUAUCACCAAUGGGAGCACGGCUCAUGUCAGAAGAUUCACCCGCAGCAGAAGCAGUACAUCCCGAUGUAAUAUCUUGGAUGGCGUCCGUCCCCUACCUCGUCGGUACACCGGCGGUAUUUCUAUUCGGGUUUAUAGUGGACAAUUAUGGAAGAAAAAAGGCGCUCAUGUUGACAUCAUUUUCGAUGGCUGUAGCCUGGGGGUUAAAAUUAUAUUCCACUGAGAACUGGGCUUUGAUAUCAGCUCGAGCUGUCAUCGGCCUUGGAGUUAGUGGUUCAUAUGUGGUAACCCCUCUCUAUAUAAAAGAGAUCAGUGAUGAUUGCAUCAGAGGAACACUGGGGAGUCUUGUAGUUUUAUCACAGAAUUUGGGCAAUCUCCUGGUGUACAUAAUCGGAGAGUAUUUAUGCUACCACGCGACCUUGUGGAUUUGUUUAGCGGUACCACUGAUACAUUUAUUGGUCUUCCCAACGAUGCCAGAGACUCCGUCGUACUUAUUGAAAAGCGGUAAAAUUGAAGAAGCUCGCUCAGUUUUGGCCUGGUUGCGCUGCCGGCAGACCACUGAUACUGUCGUGGACAGCGAAUUACAGACAUUACUCUUGGAACUGGAACAGAGUAAUUCUAGAAAGUUCUUUCCAACGUUAAAGACAUUAGUGUCUGACCGCAGCACAUUCCGUGCGUUCCGAAUAACUUUAACAAUAACGCUUGCGAGGGAAUUGUGCGGUUGCCUGGCUGUGCUACACUUUGCUUCGCUGAUCUUCAGUAAGGCCGGCGGCGGCUGGGUUCUGUCAGCUAAUGAACAAGCAAUGGUGUUGGGAGUAGUUCAACUCGUCGGAUCUUGCACUGCGUCUAGUUUGGUUGAAAGGACCGGCCGGAAGCCGUUGCUGGGCACGACAUGCGCGGUGUCCGGCGUGGCGCUGGCGGCGCUGGGCGCGUGGUUCGCCAUGAGUAACGGCGAGCACGCGUGGCUGCCGGUACUGGCGCUGUGUCUGUGCAUCUACUGCGACGCCGCUGGCCUGCAGCCCGUGCCCUUCGUUAUAAUGACCGAGAUGUUUUCUUUCCAGUACCGCGGUACGGUCACGUCGAUUGUAAUAGCAUUCGCGUGUGCUCUAGUCUCAGUACAGCUGCGAGUCUUCCAACCUUUGGCCGCAGAAGUUGGAUUAUAUCUAGUUUUUUGGAUCUUCGCCGCUGUAUGUCUCGUCAGCACGGCCUACAUCGCCUUCUACGUUCCAGAAACCAAGAGACGAUCUAUAGAAGAGAUUUAUGCAGAACUCGGCGGGAAGAAAGAAAAAGACGCAGAAGCUGACGUCACGAGGCUCUAAGCUGAUUGUAAUAUUUAGAAACGGAUUUCUUUUGAAGCAACUUGUCAAUGUGCUUUGGAUAAAGGCUUAUUAAUAAUGCCGAUUAAGUUGCGAGUUGUAUAGUCAUCAUCGUAGUAGAAAUAUGUUCUAGUAAUUAAAUAUUAUUUUUAUUUUAAAAGAUAAAAAGAUAUCCUUAAUGUACGCUGUAAGUUUAAACGAUAUUUUAUCUAUAUUAAUAGCUCUGUUGUCUGUGCUGUUAACUUUCUUGGCUUUAAUCAGUUUUUAAUGUUAGUAUGUGUUAAUAUAUCUUCAGAUUUAUAUCUACGUCUGGCUGAGAGAAUGCGUCUGAG
Molecule: messenger RNA, 1939 nt
Organism: Vanessa tameamea
Lineage: Eukaryota; Metazoa; Arthropoda; Insecta; Lepidoptera; Nymphalidae
Product: facilitated trehalose transporter Tret1-like
Exons: 7
Coding region: 180-1610 (476 amino acids)
Biological process (GO): transmembrane transport
Cellular component (GO): membrane
Molecular function (GO): transmembrane transporter activity
Source: RefSeq, a predicted model, not a curated record